Mesocricetus auratus (golden hamster) is the source of this 6452-nucleotide messenger RNA. Its product is annotated as zinc finger protein 208. Lineage: Eukaryota; Metazoa; Chordata; Mammalia; Rodentia; Cricetidae. The record is from RefSeq and is a predicted model, not a curated record. Gene Ontology annotation, molecular function: DNA-binding transcription repressor activity, RNA polymerase II-specific. Gene Ontology annotation, biological process: negative regulation of transcription by RNA polymerase II. The transcript has 8 exons.
AGUCCCAAAAAUACGAUGACGUCACAAGAAGGGGCUGUGGAUACCGAACUUCCGUAUUCAGUCUUCAAACUUCGCUUCUCCCUAAAGUUAGGCGCCUGUGCUGCUCAGCGCUGGGCUUGGAUCUCUGACAUGGAGGAUAUAUUGUCAUUCUGGGACGUGGUCAUUUAUUUCUCUGCUGAGGAGUGGGAAUGCCUGGGCCCUGCUCAAUGGAAAUUGUACAGGGAUGUAAUGUUGGAGAAUUACAACAACCUUGUGUUCCUGGGUCUUGCCUCCUAUAAGCCAUACCUGGUCACAUUUCUGGAGCAAAGACAAGGGCCUUCAGAUGUGAAGAGACAAACAGCAGCUGUCAUGCAAGCAGGGAAAACGUGCUAUACAUGCAAAGAAUGUGGAAAAGGAUUUGAUUGGAAAUCAAAAUUUAGUAAGCAUCAGAGAAUUCAUUUAAGAGUGAAACCCUACAAGUGUGAAGAAUGUGAGAAGGCCUUCCGAGUUCCAUCAUUGCUAAGGGAACACAAGAGAAUUCAUACAGGAGAGAAACCAUACAAGUGUGAAGUAUGUGCUAAGGCCUUCCAUGGUCCAUCAUUACUUAAUAAACACAAGAGAAUUCAUACAAGGGAGAAACCCUUCAAUUGUCAAGUAGAUAGUAAGACCUUUCAUUUUUCAACAGUACUUUCUGAAUACAAGAAAAUUUAUAUAGUACAGAAACCAUACAAGUGUGAAGUAUGUGACAAGGCCUUCCGUUUUCCGUCAUUGCUUUCUGAACACAAGAGAAUUCAUACUGGAGAAAAACCUUACAGGUGUGAAGUGUGUAGCAAGGCCUUCCAUGCUCCAUCAUUGCUUUCUGUACAUAGGAGAAUCCACACAGGAGAGAAACCCUAUAGGUGUGAAGAGUGUGGCAAGGCCUUCCGUGUUCCAUCAGUACUUUGUAAACACAAAAUAAUUCAUACUGGAGAAAAACCCUACAAGUGUGAAGUAUGUGACAAGGCCUUCUGUGCUCCAUCACUACUUUCAGUACACAAGAAAAUUCACACAGGAGUGAAACCCUACAAGUGUGAAGAAUGUGGGAAGGCCUUCCAUUAUCCUUCAAUACUUUCUAAACACAAGAGAAUUCAUACAGGAGAGAAACCAUACAAGUGUGAAAUAUGCGGAAACACCUUCCGCUUUCCAUCAUUACUUUCUGUACACAAGAGAAUUCAUACAGGAGAAAAACCCUAUAGGUGUGAAGAGUGUGGCAAGGAUUUCCAUUGUCCAUCAUUACUUGCCAAACACAAGAGAAUUCAUACAGGAGAGAAACCCUACAAGUGUGAAGUGUGUGGCAAGGUCUUCAGUACUUCAUCAGUACUUUCUGUACAUAGGAGAAUUCAUACGGGAGAAAAACCCUACAGUUGUGAAGUAUGUGGCAAAGCCUUCCGUUGUCCAUCAUUGCUUUCUAAACACAAGAGAAUUCAUACAGGAGAGAAACACUACACAUGUAAAGUAUGUGGUCUGGUCUUCUAUUGUCCAUCAUCACUUUCUGAACACAAAAGAAGUCAUACAGGUGAGAAACCCUACAAUUGCGAAGUAUGUGGUGAGGCUUUUAGGACUUCCCGGAUUCUUUCUGCUCACUUAAUAACCCACUCUGGAGAGAAACCCUACAAGUGUGAGGAGUGUGGAAAAGCCUUCUCUACAAAAUCAUACUUAAGUCAGCACAAAUUAACUCACAAUGUAGAGAACCCUUACAAAUGUAAAGAGUGUGGCAAAGUGCUCAACAAUACGAAAAACUUCAAGGAUCAUCAAAGAAUUCAUUCUGGAGAGAAACCCUACAGGUGUAAAGAAUGUGGCAAAGAUUUUAGAAGUUCUACAGCACGUUCUAAACACCGGAUAAUCCAUACUGGAGAGAAACGUUACAAGUGUGAAGAAUGUGGUAAAAGCUAUUACCAGUCUUCUGGUCUUAAGCAACAUCGAAGAAUUCAUUUGUGAGAGAAACCACACAAGUGUGGAGAUGUGCCUAGAUCUUUUAGCUCGUCUUGGGUCUGUGACAUGGAGGAAAUGUUGUCAUUCAGGGAUGUGGCCAUUGAUUUCUCUGCAGAGGAGUGGGAAUGCCUGGGCCCCGCUCAGUGGAAUCUGUACAGGGAUGUGAUGUUGGAGAAUUACAGCAACCUUGUGUUCCUGGGACUUGCUUUCUCUAAGCCAUACCUGGUCACAUUUCUAGAGCAAAGACAAGAGCCAACAGAUGUGAAGAGACAAGAUGCUGCCACCAUGCACCCAGAUAUAAAACCAUAUAAAUGUAAGGAAUGUGGCAAAGCCUGUGAUUGGAACUCACUCCCUGAAAACCAGAGAAUUCAUUCAGAUGAGAAAGCCUACAUGUGUGAAGAAUGUGGUGAGACUUCUGACUCUCGUUCAGUACUUUCUGAACAGCAGGUAAUGGAUACAGCAGAGAAAGCCUACAAGUGUGAAGAGUGUGGCAAAGUCGUUUGCACUUGCUCAGGACAUUCUAGCUACCGGGAAAUUUGCAUUGGAGAGAACCCCUACAAGUGUGAAGAGUGUGGCAAAGCCUUUGCUACUCAUUCAUGUCUUACUCAGCACGAAGUAGAACACACUGAACAGAAAUUCUAUAAUUGCGAAGAAUGUGGGAAACUGUUUCGUUGUCCUUCUCACCUUACAGAACAUCAGAGAGUUCAUUCCCAAGAGAAUUCCUUUAAGAUUGAAGUAUGUAGUGAGGGCUUCUGUUCUCCCAUAGAACUUUCUCAAGACCAGACAUUUUGUACUGAAGAGAAGCCCUAUAAGUAUGACGAAUGUGUGAAGGCCUUUAGUGCUUGCUCGGUGCUUUCUCCAGGAGAUGAAGCCUACAAGUGUGAAGACUGUGGCAAUGCCUUUUGUGCACUCCAUUCCGUAUCGAAACACCUGAAAAUUCACUGUGAAGUAAAAUCCUACAAGUGUGAAGAAUGUGGGAAAGCCUUUCCUAGUCAUCUUUCCCUGAUUCAGCAUAAGAUAGGUCAUACUAGAGAGAAACCUUACCAAUGUGAAGAAUGUGGCAAAAUGUUUUACUGUUCUUCAAAUCUUAAGCAACAUCAAAUAACUCAUUCUCAAGAGAAGCCCUACAAGUGUGAAGUGUGUGGCAAGGUCUUUAGAACUUGCUGGCAACUUUCUAAGCACCUGAGAAUCCAUUCUGGAGAGAAACCAUACAAGUGUGAAGAGUGUGGCAAAGCCUUUUAUACUCUCUCAUACCUCACACAGCACAAGUUAGGUCACACUGGGGAGAAACCUUACAAAUGUGAGGAGUGUGGCAAAACCUUUUACUAUCCUUCAGUCCUUAAGGAACACCAAGCAAUCCAUUCUGGACAGAAACCGUACAGAUGCGAUGAAUGUGGCAAAGACUUCUGCACUCGCUCAGGACGUUCCAGACACCAGCGAAUUCAUACUGGAGAGAAACCUUACAAGUGUGAGCAGUGUGGGAAGGCUUUCUCCACUCACUCAUACCUUUCUCAUCACAAGAUAGUUCACACUGGCCAUAAGCCCUACAAGUGUGAGGAAUGUGGCAAAAAGUUUUACUAUCCUUCUCGCCUUAAGGAACAUCAAAGAAUUCACUCUCAAGAGAAUCCCUACAAGUGUGAAAUAUGUGGCAAAGCCUUUUAUACCCACUCAUACUUUAGUCAGCACAAGUUAGGUCACACUGGGGAGAAACCUUACAAAUGUGAGGAGUGUGGCAAAACCUUUUACUACCCUUCAAUCCUUAGGGAACACCAGGCAAUCCAUUCUGGAAAGAAACCGUACAGAUGUGAUGAAUGUGGCAAAGACUUCUGCACUCGCUCAGGACGUUCCAGACACCAGCGAAUUCAUACUGGAGAGAAACCCCACAAGUGUGAGGAGUGCGGAAAGGUCUUCUCCACUCACUCAUACCUUUCUCAGCACAAGGUAGUCCACUCUGGAGAGAAACCUUACAAGUGUGAGGAAUGUGGUAAAAAGUUUUACUAUCCUUCUCGCCUUAAGGAACAUCAAAGAAUUCACUCUCAAGAGAAUCCCUACAAGUGUGAACUAUGUGGCAAUGUCUUUUGUACUCCCAAAGGACUUUCCAAACACCAGAGAUUUCAUACCGGGGAGAAACCCUACAAGUGUGAAGAAUGUGGAAAAAUGUUUUACUAUCCUUCUCGCCUUAAGGAACAUCAAAGAAUUCACUCUCAAGAGAAUCCCUACAAGUGUGAAAUAUGUGGCAAAGCCUUUUAUACUCACUCAUACCUUACACAGCACAAGUUAGGUCACACUGGGGAGAAACCUUACAAAUGUGAGGAGUGUGGCAAAACCUUUUACUACCCUUCAAUCCUUAGGGAACACCAGGCAAUCCAUUCUGGAAAGAAACCGUACAGCUGUGAUGAAUGUGGCAAAGACUUCUGCACUCGCUCAGGACGUUCCAGACACCAGCGAAUUCAUACUGGAGAGAAACCUUACAAGUGUGAGCAGUGUGGGAAGGCUUUCUCCACUCAUUCAUACCUUUCUCAGCACAAGGUAGUCCACUCUGGAGAGAAACCUUACAAGUGUGAGGAAUGUGGUAAAAUGUUUUACUAUCCUUCUCGCCUUAAGGAACAUCAAAGAAUUCACUCUCAAGAGAAUCCCUACAAGUGUGAAGUGUGUGGCAAAGUCUUUAGUGCUCACUUAGAACUUGCUACACACAUGAGUAUUCAUUCUGGAUAAAACCCUGCAGGAGUGAAGGACAUGGAAAAGCUUUUAGCUUAUCAGUCCUUACCUUGGGACAAAUUCCUAGAGAGAAAUCUUAUCCAUAUGAGGAAUGUUGCAAAAUGUGUUCUAUCCUCCGAACCUGAAGGAACACCAACUAACUCAUGCUGGAGGGAAAUCACACAAGUGUGAGGACUACAGGAAAGUUUUGUGCUCACUUAGAACUUUCUGGACAUCAAAAGAAUCAUACUGGUGAGAAAGUCCACAAAUGUGGAAAAGCUUCUUCUAAACUUUUUAACCUUACCCAACACAAGGGAGUUCAUUCUAUUCAGAAACACUAUUCAUGGGAAAAUGCUGGAAAAGUCCUUAAAAAUAUCACAGAGUUCAUUUGCAAGAGAGACCCUACAAGUGUGAGGGAUGUGUCAAAGCCUUUACUUACCAUUCAGGCCCUAUCAAACUCAAAUGAAUCCAUCAUAGAGAGACGUCAAACCCUAGUGAAGAAUGUGACAAGGGCUUUACUAACAAUUCAACACUUUGUAACUUCCAUAAUAUUUAUACUGGGGAGAAACACUACAGAUGUGAACAAAUUGUCAAGGCUUUUAAAAGUUCUUCGUCAGUUAACACAAAUGUAUUGGAACUGAAGAGAGACCUUACAACAGUAAAGUAUAUUAUGAAAGUUUCAUUUAUCAUUCAGCCCUAUGCUAAACGUCAGAGAAUUCACACUUGGGAGAAUCUCUACAAAUGUGCAGAAUAUAGCCAGGUGUUUAGCUGUAAUUUGUCAUUGCAUAAGCAUGAAAGAGUACUCCAGAAAUGCAAAGACUAUGACAAGGCCUUUAGCUGGUUUUCAUACUUUAAUUAUCCUCAGAGACUUCAAACCGGAGAGAAUCUACACAUAAAAAUAAUGUGUCACAGUGUCACACACUUUAAUAAUAUUUCAAAUCUCAGUCAACACCAAAGAAUUUUGUAAACGUCACUGUUUAACUUCACACCUCUGUGUUAAGGGAAUCUCAGCAGUGUGGCUACCUAGAUCUGACUGGCUUAGAGAUGUGUCUAUGGGUCGUUGGAUGGAUGCCCAGUCCUGCCCCUGAGCAGGUGGUCCUGGGUGAAUGAGUAUUGGGGACAAGCAGAAAUCUGAGGGAGCAAGUUAGCAGAAUUCCUCAAUGAUUUCUAUUUUAGUUCCUGUCUCAAAAUUUCCUUCUUGAGCUCUUGCCCUGACUGAACUGGUUGAUUCAUUCCUAAACUGGAAUAAACCCUUUCCUCUCCUAAGUUGUGUUUUAGUCAUGGCAUUUAUCACAGCAACAGGCAUCAAAGUCAGACAGCAAUGGUUAUCAUCAGUCUUCUUACUGGAGAGAAUGUCACAAUGUCUUUUAGAGUGGAGAAUCAGAUCCCUAACCUCAACUAAGAACAUCUGAGUCCUAUAGCAGAGACUUCCCUUGGCUGUAAUCUACAAACCUAUUCUUUUAGACAAUGUAUAUCAAUUGGUUGUUCUAACUAUAAAUGCUUCCAGAAAUUGUUGCCAUGUUGUCAGACUGUACUUGGGUAACCUGAAUCUGAAUUCCUGAGCCAUGAUCUUUAUGGCGACUAUCCCCUUGGGGUUCCCCAAUUGUAAGUAACCCUUCCCCUUUGGUCUGUAAGAAAACCCAAUAAAUUCACUUUUCUCAUCAACUUGGGCUGUGGUGAAAUCCUAGGAUGGUUUGUUAUUGGGUCCCUUUGUAGUGACUAGGCAUUUGUUUGUGUCUAGAGAUAGCUAACAUAACAAUGUCAUUCAUAUAUGGUUCCAAAAUAAAUUAUGUCUCACUCCCUUU